Messenger RNA from Hevea brasiliensis (rubber tree), 354 nucleotides. Its product is annotated as receptor-like protein kinase 7. Lineage: Eukaryota; Viridiplantae; Streptophyta; Magnoliopsida; Malpighiales; Euphorbiaceae. Gene Ontology annotation, biological process: protein phosphorylation. The record is from RefSeq and is a predicted model, not a curated record. The transcript is spliced from 2 exons. Gene Ontology annotation, molecular function: protein kinase activity; ATP binding. Bases 1 to 354 code for a protein of 117 amino acids.
AUGGGGUGGGAGUUAAGGUAUGUAAUUGCAGUUGGGGCUACAAGGGGACUGGAGUACUUGCAUCAUGGGUUUGAUAGACCUGUGAUUCACAGAGAUGUGAAGUCAAGUAAUAUUUUGUUGGAUGAGGAGUGGAAGCCAAGGAUUGCUGAUUUUGGACUUGCAAAGAUUAUUCAAGCUGGUGGUGGAGAUUGGAAUCAUAUCAAUGCUAGAACUCAUGGUUACAUGGCUCCUAUUCAAAUGCUGGAAGAGGCUGAACCACAUAAACUUACAGAUGUCAUUGUGGUCAAGAAAGAAGGUGGAGCUGGUACGGAUUACAAAUUGAAGGCUACCAGCAUAUUUGAUCUCAACACUUGA